Messenger RNA from Dacryopinax primogenitus, 2682 nucleotides. RefSeq names its product glycoside hydrolase. Bases 1 to 2682 code for a protein of 893 amino acids. Gene Ontology annotation, molecular function: beta-mannosidase activity. Gene Ontology annotation, biological process: glycoprotein catabolic process; carbohydrate metabolic process. The transcript is spliced from 6 exons. NCBI's taxonomy places the organism in Eukaryota, Fungi, Basidiomycota, Dacrymycetes, Dacrymycetales, Dacrymycetaceae. The record is from RefSeq and is a predicted model, not a curated record.
AUGGCGCAAACUCACUUCGGACAUAUGUUCUUGAUUCUUGCUUUUCUUGCGGGCGUCUUUGCCAGCAUUGAAGUUCUUGACCUAGGGUCGUUGGAAUGGACGCUCACCAAUGCCGACCAAUCCGUCCUAGUUCCAGGUGCUGUGCCCAGCGAUGUUCAUUUGGAUCUAUUUGCUGCUCAGGUCUUCGAAAACCCAUAUUAUGGUUCAAACGACGUUAACCUACGCUGGAUCGCCCUCGAUAAUUGGACAUACUCCACAACACUUCCUGAUCUCUCGACUUGGUCGACUUGCUACGAUGAAGUGUACCUCAUCUUCAACGGCCUCGAUACAUUCGCAACUGUCACGCUCGGUGAACUCUCUCUUGGCACUGUCAGCAAUCAGUUCCGCCAAUGGACCUUCAACAUUCGCAACGCUUUGCAAUCCGCAGCCAACAGUGGCAGCUCUCCUGUUCUCACAGUAGCUUUCACCAGCGCGGUGGUUCAAGCCAACUAUCUGGCCAAUCUUCCCGGGCAGGAGAUCUUUCCAAAUGCAAGCAUCUCCUGGUUCGUUUCUGGAAACCGCAUGUACAUUAGAAAGAAACAAUGCGACUUCGGUUGGGAUUGGGGUCCAGCAUAUGCGCCGCAGGGCGUCUGGCGUCCAGUAUACAUGGUUGGGCUCACGUCAUUUACAAUGAAUGGGACAGUUCCUGCUGGUACUUCUGCAUAUGACGAGGUUACACCCAAUGAUUCUAUGAACUUCACUUAUGAGGUCUACGUACAGCCCACCAGCCUAUACAUUACUAACAAUGCGACUGACAUAUACCGGUUUGGUCAAGUACCAAACCUUCCACCAGAUCACUCUGCCCCUUGGAUUGUGAACGUCUCACUCGAUGUUUUGCCGAGCCCUGCUAUUCCAAACAGCAGCCUUGCGAUGAUGAUCGAUAUUGAAGGGGUGUGGAACAGCGGAUGGCUGCAGACAAAGAUCGUCAACACAAGCGUUACCGGAUCGAUGACAAUUCCAAAUGCCUCUGUCGAACUCUGGUGGCCUUGGAAUCUUGGCAAUCCCCGAUUGUACAACAUCACGGUAAAGCUCUCAUAUGACACCUUCAACCUAGCCACGACCUUCAAAUGUCGAAUCGGUUUCCGAACCAUCGUCCUCAACAUGGAGCCCAUCCUUUCUAACAAUACGCUAGGCAUCACGCCGGGCGAUGCCUGGCACUUCGAGAUCAAUGGGCAUGAUAUGUAUGCCAAAGGAUCAAAUUGGAUUCCACCUGAUGCAUUCUGGCCUCGAGUCACUGAGGAUCGAUAUCGCCAACUGUUGACAAGCGUUGUUGCUGGCAAUCAGAAUCCCCUGCGUGUUUGGGCUGGAGGAGCGUAUCAAGAUGAUCUUUGUUACGAUUCUGACUUCUUGGAGAAUGUGGCCGCUGAAGUAACGUACAAUGUCCGACGUAUCAAUCGACAUCCAUCUCUGGCAUUAUGGGCCGGGAAUAACGAGCUGGAAACCUACUCUGUUCGCGUGGCAGAAACUACAGUGCCGAUGAACGCUUCUCUGUACCAAUCUCAAUUUGAAAAGCUGUUCCUUGGAGUCAUCCAUCCCAUUGUGAACGCCAACUCGCGAAGUAUCAGCUGGAUCACCUCCAGCACCACAAACGGCUAUAUCACCCUCAACCCAUGGGUUCAGCGCUACCAGAACGUAACACCAGGCUACAUUUACGGUGAUUCGGAGCUCUAUGACUAUGACGUGACGCACUCCUUCAGCAACCAGUACUACCCUGUCUCGCGCUUCGUUAAUGAGUUCACCUUUCACAGCAUGCCAAGCGUAUACACAUGGUCUGAAUUCAACAGCAGCACAAUUCUAUCGCGGGAGCACCAUAACCCCCCGGAUGGCCUGACUCGCAUCGGUGCGGGUGCGUACCAAGGACAGGGGCAAAUGACGAUGGGCGUGCAAGCCUACUAUCCUGUUCCAUCCUUAUCCGAUCCGUACGCGAAUUUCUCCGCGUGGUGUUGGUCAACGCAGCUAUUCCGGGCGGAGUUCAUGGCCCGCGAGAUCCAUUUCUAUCGACGUGGAAGUGGCCUGCCCAAUCGUUGCCUGGGCAGUUUAUAUUGGCAGCUCGAAGACAUCUGGCAGGCGCCUAGUUGGGCCGGGAUCGAGUAUUCGGGAAGAUGGAAAGUUUUGCACUACGCUGCACGGAAUGUGUAUCAACCCGUCAUCAUUUCCCCUUUCUUCUCCGGCAGCUUCGAUGUUGGUCCGGUCAACAGCACGCUUGUUUAUAGUGCCGGUAACGGGACUGAUGUGCCCCUCUUGCCUAGCAAUACUACGGGUGAUAACGCGGUUCUGUCCCUCAAAUUGACUGCCAGUGACGGGGAACAAACGUAUACACACGAGAACUGGUUCUCACCGACUUACCUCAACGCCGCAAAUCUCUCUGAUCCGCAAAUCAAGCUAACAACGAACUCCCGCUCUUCCUCAUUCCUAUCCUCCUCCGAUCCCACAUUCACAGUCUCGGCAAGAGGUGUCGCAGCCUGGGUAUUCCUCGAACAUCCAGAGGGCGUCCUGGGCUGGUUCUCAGAGAAUGCGUUCCUGCUGAUCCCAGGGCAAGAUCGAGAUAUCACAUUCAGCGUCUGGCCAGGAAGCGAUAGUACUGAGGGCACAUGGGCAGACGGGGUGACGGUCCGAAGGAUGUGGAAUAAUAUUUAUAUGUAA